UGUGUACUUUGAGGAAGCCAGAACGGGUGGUUGUACUAUUAUUUUAUUAUUAUUAUUAUUAUUAUUAUUAUUAUUUUGUUAUUCUUUAAAAAAAAAAAAAAAAAAAGUUUUCUUUAAUAAUAAUAAAACAUCUAAUGAAAAGUGAGCAGGAAUGACUCGCACAUAAUUUAAAAACAUGGCUCGAACAGGAGAAAUAAUACAUUUGAACGUAGGAGGAGAAAGGUUUAGCACUUCAAGACAGACCCUAACGUGGGUCCCAGAUUCCUUUUUUUCAAGUCUUCUGAGUGGCAGGAUCUCCACCUUGAAAGAUGAAACUGGUGCAAUUUUUAUUGACCGGGAUCCCACGGUGUUUGCCACCAUCUUAAACUUCCUUCGCACCAAAGAGCUGCACCCCAGGAACAUCAAUGUUCGCUUGUUGAUGCAUGAAGCUGAGUUCUAUGGAAUCACUCCAUUGGUUCGAAAACUUCAGCUGUGUGAUGAGUUGGAGAAGUCGUCUUGUGGGAGUGUUCUGUUCAAUGGCUAUCUACCUCCUCCAGUGUACCCAGCCAAGCGGAUAAAUCGACACAGCGUGGCUGGCCCCCAUUUUGUGAGCGGGCGACCGGGUUCGAUCGGGAGGGCUCCAGUGCGGAGGAGCAACACAAUGCCACCCAACCUGGGGAACGCGGGCAUACUGGGCAGGGCGCUGGAGGAGAGACCCAACGGGCAGUCCUCUGACCCGGGCAUGGUCAGGAUAGUGUGUGGCCACCACAACUGGAUUGCAGUGGCUUACGCCCAGUUUGUGGUUUGUUACAGGGUGAAGGAGUCCUCCGGCUGGCAGCUGGUGUUCACCAGCCCCUGGCUGGAGAGGAUGAUCGACAGGGUGGCACUCAACGCCAGGGUGAUGGGCGGCUCGCUGGGGGACAAUGACAAGAUGGUUGCCGUGGCGUCCUGCAGCGAGAUCAUCCUGUGGGCGAUCCAGACCGAUGGCAACGGAACUGAGAUCGGGGUGUUCAGUCUGAAUGUACCCGCGGAAGCCCUCUUCUUCGUGGGCAACCAGCUGAUUGCUACCAGCCACACGGGGAAAGUGGGUGUCUGGAACGCAGUGACCAAACACUGGCAGAACCAGGAUGUGGUGCCUAUAAACAGUUACGACACAGCUGGCUCCUUUCUCCUGUUGGGGUGUAAUAAUGGAUCGAUUUAUUAUAUAGAUGUGCAGAAGUUUCCCUUGAGAAUGAAGGACAAUGACCUCCUGGUGACUGAGCUGUACAGGGACCCCUCUGAAGAUGCCAUCACUGCCCUCAGUGUCUACCUCACGCCCAAAACAAGCGACAGUGGGAACUGGAUCGAGAUUGCGUACGGUACCAGCUCCGGGAUGGUCCGUGUGAUUGUGCAGCACCCCGAGACGGUGGGCUCAGGACCGCAGCUUUUCCAGACCUUCUCUGUGCACCGCAGCCCCGUCACCAAGAUCAUGCUGUCCGAGAAGCACCUCAUCUCGGUGUGCGCUGACAAUAAUCACGUCCGGACCUGGACUGUGACCCGAUUUAGAGGCAUGAUAUCCACCCAGCCCGGCUCCACCCCUCUCACCUCUUUCAAGAUCCUGUCCCUGGAGGACACUGAUGGGCACGCGGGCUGCAGCGCCGGCAAUGACAUUGGACCGUAUGGAGAACGGGAUGACCAGCAGGUGUUCAUACAGAAAGUGGUGCCGGACACUGAUAAGGUCUUUGUGCGUCUGUCUUCCAAUGGGAAACGGGUGUGUGAGGUGCGCUCCGUGGACGGCACGGCUAUUACCUCCUUCAUGGUCCACGAGUGCGAGGGCUCCAGCAGGAUUGGCUCCCGGCCACGCCGAUACCUCUUCACUGGCCACGCCAACGGCAGCAUUCAGAUGUGGGAUCUGACCACCGCAAUGAAGAUCGCUGGCAAGACCGAGGCCCAAGAUGUCGGAGGUCCCUCCGAGGAGGAGCUGCUUCAGCUACUGGAUCAGUGUGACCUUGCUCUGACCCGGACGCCGGACAUGAGCCCUGCGACCUCCUUCACUCACUCUGCCACCCCGCGGGCAUCCACCUGCAGCCUCCAGUCUCAGUCCAGCGACUACUGUCGCGACAGAAUCCCCAGGACAGGAGUACCCGUCCUGGACCCUGCAGCCCCACGCCCUGCUCCGCCUGUGCCCUUGAGCAAGCCUCGAGAUCGCUCCUUUGUAGGAAUGGGAGGUGGUGUGGCCCUUCACCCUCACGUCGGCAGCAGCCAAGCCUCUCUGAGCGGUGGUGGUAGCCCCCGCGCCCCCAGGGUGCAGCCAGACACAGUCAGCGCGGAGGUCCGAUUGAGAGGGCCCGAGAGGAGGCUGCCCUCUGAAGAGGAGGCCAAGGCCCAAGGUGUGAAGCGGGGGAGCUUCGUGGAGAGAUGCCAGGAGCUUGCCAAGUCCACAGAUUACAGCAGCUUGGAUUCCCGGAGGAGCGUGGUUGCCUCGAGUGAGCUGGAGGCCAGGCUUGGCAUGAGGAGCCCGGGCAGUCUUCCUGCUACCCAGGUGCGGAAAGUGGUGCCUGCGCCAAGCCCAGUGCCAUCACUCCGGGCUCAGCCGCAAGCCUCCCCUCGCAGGGUGACUACCUCAACACCCAGUGAAACCAGCGAUGACACCCCCUCCUCCAGCCCCUCUCGCCCAGCUUCAAGUUCAGCGUCCCCCAAUCCAGCUAACCAGCAGCCAGCAGCUAGCCCAAAGCCCAAGUUGAACGAAACCUCAUUCUGAAGCCCAAUGAUGCCACUGUGCUGCAUUUGCAAUUCACGUUUUGGAUCAGAUUUACUAGUGCUUCCAUGAUCAACUUUUAGCUUUUUUUUUUUUUUUUAAAAGGAAACGGUAAAAGGUUUUUACAAGAUGCCUAGCGUAUAGUCAUGGAAAGUAAUAGCAAAAGGGCUAAAUGAAACAAGCAAUAUUUUUUUUUGUUUAUUUUCUUUUUUCUGUCUUGUCUGUUCUCUGCAUUUGUGCUCCACGCAACACUGCCACGUUGAGACAUUUUUUAAGUAGCUAGAAUAUUUCUUGAAUUUUAGUUUUUGUCUUUCCUAGUAGUCUGGUUCAAAUCUAGGAUAAUAGUUUUAGUAAAAACUAAUAUUAGGAUACUGUAAAAAAAAUAAAAAAUAAACGCUAGUCUCACUUCACUAACCAAUGAGCCAAAGCAGAUAAUUAAUUAACUAUGCUUGGAUUUUUUUAAAUAGACUUUUCUAUGUGAGUAUCUUGUUGAGCUUUUAUGUAUAUUGUAGACUGCUAUUAGUUGAUAAUAAACCACUGUCAUCCAAUAUAUUUUUAGGGGUUCGUCCAUCUUCAACUAAGAGGACUGUUGUACAGUAUACAGUAGCACACACCCAUUCUCUAAACAAAGGAAACGUAAAGGGUAAAUAAAUGACACCUCCCUUAAACUGUGCAACUAGCGUUCAGCUCAGUUCACAUUAAAUUGAGCACAGCGUUUCCGCAAUGAGAAAAUGACAACCUGUGUGGUUUCCAGUAAACAGUGCACUGCAUUUAGCUGCAAUCUAGUUAGAACGAGUUGUGUGGGGAGACAGAUCGCAGUAACUCGAAAUGAUUCGAAACAUUCUAGCCUCGUAUUAUGGUAACGUGCAAGGCAGUUUUUAAUUUAAUCUUUUAGCAGUUCCAAAAAGUUGGGAAGCUGGUUCUUCAGUGAAAAUGUCACCAGUGGUAUAAUUUUGAUGUGGCAUCACUUUACAGCUUGGAGAGCUAUGUGGUUUACAGUAGUUUUUCAAAAUGUAUUUUCUUAAUGCGUUUUGAAGUGUAGAUGUAGAAUAUACUCUGUCAGGUGUUGUGCUGUUAUUGUUGUAUGCCACUAGUUUGCUUAUUUUCAAUAAUUGAUGAGAAUUGUGAUCUCCUAUUUAUCAAUAAAAGUUUGCCAGCACAAGGUUAAGUUACAAUAGAACUUCAAAUGAAUUUUUCUUUCAUUUUCUUUUGGUGUGAAUGUAGAGCAUUGAUGUUAAGGAAUCACACUUGGCAGUUUUCCCCUCUGCCUUUAAGUUACUGUAAUUAUGUUAUUCGAUGGUGCCUCGUUGGCAGUAACUUGUCUGUAAAUUGAUCCACCUAAUAAAAGCCCAGCUGUUUUGUAAAAA
Polyodon spathula (Mississippi paddlefish) is the source of this 4083-nucleotide messenger RNA. It is a transcript of the gene shkbp1, whose product is annotated as SH3KBP1 binding protein 1. Bases 176 to 2719 code for a protein of 847 amino acids. Gene Ontology annotation, biological process: protein homooligomerization. Gene Ontology annotation, molecular function: protein binding. The transcript has 18 exons. NCBI's taxonomy places the organism in Eukaryota, Metazoa, Chordata, Actinopteri, Acipenseriformes, Polyodontidae. The record is from RefSeq and is a predicted model, not a curated record.